CUAAUUUUAUUUCCGUCUUCUGUUUAAUCUCUUCGUCUUCAAGACCAAGCGAGAGAGAGAGACGUCGGGGCGGCUGCUACUUAGGUUUCAGUUUUUGAAGAAUGGUAAGAAUCAGUGUGCUCAAUGAUGCUCUUAAGAGUAUGUACAAUGCUGAGAAGAGAGGAAAGAGGCAGGUUAUGAUCAGGCCUUCUUCUAAAGUUAUCAUCAAGUUCCUUAUCGUCAUGCAAAAGCACGGUUACAUUGGCGAGUUUGAGUAUGUUGAUGACCACAGGUCUGGUAAGAUUGUUGUUGAGCUUAAUGGAAGGCUGAACAAGUGUGGUGUUAUCAGUCCUCGUUUCGAUGUCGGUGUUAAGGAGAUUGAAGGAUGGACUGCUCGUCUACUUCCUUCUAGACAGUUUGGUUACAUUGUUUUGACUACCUCAGCGGGAAUCAUGGAUCACGAAGAAGCGAGGAGAAAGAAUGUUGGUGGCAAAGUUCUUGGGUUCUUUUACUGAAGCAGGUUCUCGAGAUCUAUCUUAUCGGGUUAUAGUUUGGUUCUCCUUAUGUGGAGGGAGUGAGUAAGUCGAUUGACCUCACUGUUAAAGUAGUAGUUUUGUAUGUGGUUGGUUACUCGGAUGCUUAAGAACUUG
Molecule: messenger RNA, 629 nt
Organism: Arabidopsis arenosa
Lineage: Eukaryota; Viridiplantae; Streptophyta; Magnoliopsida; Brassicales; Brassicaceae
Source: the annotation of a GenBank genome assembly